AUGGCUGCUGCUCUACCUUCUUCGACAGAGCAGCCCGGUCGCCCAUGGAAUCUAACCGCAGAACAAGAGCAUAAGCUAAAAGAUUUCUGGAGCCUCAUGUUCAAAUACUUUGAUGGAAAACAACCGGACCAGUUGGAAGAGGAGGAGGAAGAGAAGUCGGCUACUCCUCGGGGAGGUGGUAGGUUCAGCUGGCUGAGAGGAAAGUCAGUAGAAAAAAGUGAAAAUGAAGUCAACAAUGAAGAUAAAUAUCAUCUUGGAAAGGGAUUCAAAAAGAUUAUUGCUGAAUUACCUCCGUCGGAACUAAGAUCAACGACCUAUUCUAUGGUUAAAUGCCACCAUCCCGACACUCUUGUUCUUCGUUAUUUGCGUGCCAGAAAAUGGAACGUCAGCAAUGCACUGGUAAUGUUAUUUGCAUCUCUCCGCUGGAGAGUGAGAGAAAUGCGUGUUGACCAGAUCCUUGAGCGUGGUGAACUAGGAUACUUGCAAGAUGGUAACGAAGAGUUUAUGGAACAAUGCAGAUCUCACAAAUCUGUUAUUGCUGGACGUGAUAAUUUCGGACGUCCUUAUGUUAUUGGUCGUCCUCGUUUUCACUAUCCUAAAAAUCAGGCUCCAAAUAUUAUGAAUGAAUACAUUCUGUUGAUUCUUGAAACUACAAAUCUACUUCUUGGAGAGACUGAAGACCAAGGUUCAAUCCUCUUCGACAUGACCGGAUUCGGUCUAUCUAAUAUGGAUUAUGCAUCCGUCAAAUUCAUGAUUGCCUGUCUUGAAGCUCAUUAUCCCGAAGUUCUAGGAACUCUUUUGAUACAUAAUGCACCUUGGAUCUUCCAAGGUAUCUGGAAAAUUAUUAAUCCAUGGAUUGACCCUGUUGUUGCUCGAAAAAUUCAAUUUACUAAUACUACUGCCGAUCUUGAAAAGUUUAUUCCGCUUAACCAGCUGCCAGCUCGUGAGUUUGAAAAUGGUGGAAACGAAAAUGCACCAUGGGACUACAUCGAACCUGAUCCACAGGAGAACGCUAAAAUGAAAGAUUUUGCUACCCGUGAUAGAUUCUUAGCAGAUCGUGAGAAAUUGUACGACGAAUUCGAAAAUCUUACUCGUGAAUGGAUUGAUGGAAAGGAUGUGAAUCAUCAACGAAAAGAGGUUGCCAAAAAGCUCAAUCGAAACUAUUGGCAGUUAGAUCCCUAUAUUCGUGCUAGAGGAUUAUAUGACCGUAUCGGAUGGAUAAAACCUAGACCUCUAUUCGGAGAAACCACUAUAUAA
Molecule: messenger RNA, 1257 nt
Organism: Didymodactylos carnosus
Lineage: Eukaryota; Metazoa; Rotifera; Eurotatoria; Philodinida; Philodinidae
Source: the annotation of a GenBank genome assembly